Messenger RNA from Chanos chanos (milkfish), 5175 nucleotides. RefSeq names its product multiple PDZ domain crumbs cell polarity complex component (gene mpdz). Gene Ontology annotation, molecular function: protein binding. The coding region runs from base 1 to 5172 and encodes 1723 amino acids. The record is from RefSeq and is a predicted model, not a curated record. NCBI's taxonomy places the organism in Eukaryota, Metazoa, Chordata, Actinopteri, Gonorynchiformes, Chanidae. The transcript has 39 exons.
AUGUGUUGGUCCACAGAUACCCAGCGUGCCUUGCAGGCGGUGGAGCGGCUCCAGGCUCGGCUGAAAGAGAAAGGUGAAGUCCCUACAGAGGAGAAACUCAGCCUACUGAAAUCUGUCCUUCAGAGCCCCUUAUUCCACCAAAUCCUCGCCCUGCAGAAGUCAGUACAGCACCUCAAAGACCAGGUGGAUGGCAUGAAUAUUCAGGGCUACACUAACCAGCAGGCUGUGGAGCUUCUGCGACACACUGGCCAGACAGUCCACCUCCAACUGCUCCGACACGGCCUCAGACCAGAGGAGAUACUCCCCGUCGUCCCUGACAACGCCCCCACUGUUACCGUGGAGGCACAACCAAACCCCAGCCAGCCCAAAGAGCCCGGUCUGGAGCAGGCAUUCAUGGACAAGGCCCAUGGAGCGGAGCUGAGCUGUGAGGAUGAAGAGGCUCUGGUGAGAAAAUGGCAGAAGGUUCUGGGCCCCAGUAAUGAAGUGAUAGUAGCACAGGUGGAGAAGUUCAGUGAGUACAGUGGACUGGGCAUUAGUCUGGAGGCCAGUGGUGGUCAUCACUACAUCCGUUCAGUUCUGCCUGAGGGACCUGUGGGUCACUGUGGAAAACUCUUCAGUGGAGAUGAGCUACUGGAGGUAAAUGGGAUAUCCCUUAUUGGUGAAACUCAUAAAGAGGUUGUGAGUAUUCUGAAGGAACUCCCUGUCUGUGUCUACAUGGUCUGCUGUAGACCCGCCCCUCUACCACCAACUGACGGCCAGACUGGCCAAUCAGAACUGGAGGAUAUGGCCACAGAGUCUACAGUCAAGGUGCACAGAGAGCUCGAUCACUUCCUGGUUUGCAGCGAAUCAGAGGAGGCAGUGGUUGGUCAUGUGAUGGAGGAUGUUGUCACUUCCCCGUUGGCGAUGUGGGAGUCAGAGGUCCAGACCAUCGAACUAGAGAAAGGAGAGAGCGGCCUGGGCUUCAGUAUAUUAGACUAUCAGGACCCUAUGGACCCGGUAAAGACAGUGAUAGUGAUCCGGUCUCUGGUGCCGGAUGGGGUGGCGGAGUUGGACGGGCGGCUGUUGCCAGGCGACCGACUGAUGUUUGUCAAUAGGACGAACCUGGAGAAUGCGAGUCUGGAGGAGGCGGUGCAGGCCCUGAAAGGGGCCCAGUCAGGAACAGUACACAUAGGCGUGGCCAAGCCGCUGCCUAGCGAGGAUGAUGAGGGUGAUUCUUCCUCAGCAGACUUUCCCUUCAUCCUCUCGGCUCUGGUUCUGAGAGAGAAGGAGGAGGAUGAGGAGGAGCUGCUGUUCCGCGCUGAACCCGCGCUGAUUGACUCCACUGACACAGAUGUGUCAGAUGAGAAAAGCUUGGAGCGUCAUUUUGCUGGUGACGAGGACGACACCCUCCAGGCAUCUAUGAUCGCCCUUCACGGGAGCACCUGCAGUGCCGAUCUGUCCUAUCAGAGAACAGCGCUGGCCUCCACGCCCAAGCGUAACGCUCAUCUGGAUUCGUUUAUGGAAAACCCCUUCAUAACGCCAUCCGUAAUUGAUGACGACACUGAACCGUUUAGUCCGGAGGAGAAACCAGUCUGUGCGACACUGGAAAUGACAGCGCGGAGACUGGGUGCGGUCUCCUGCGACAGGGCCUCUGAGCACCACUUAGGCCAGAUGGAGAGUCUGGAGGCAGAGGUGGGGGAGGCGGGAUUCUCCAGAGCUAGCCCCGCCCCCAGCGAUAAAGACCAGCCAAUACUGACUUUACUGAAUAUGGCUGACUUUGGGCAGGGCCUGGGUGAAGAGCGUUGCCCUGGAGACGCUGAAGACUUGGAGAAGGUUCAGGAUCUCCUCAAAACGGCCGAAACAGUGGAGGGAGCAGAUGAACAGGAAAUGACUCCGGGGAGUAAUUUUGAGAGGACGAUCACGGUGGUGAAAGGGAACUCCAGUCUCGGGAUGACAGUGAGUGCUGGAAAGGAUGGUUUGGGAAUCGUGAUUCGCAGUAUCAUCCACGGAGGCUCUGUCAGCAGAGACGGGAGGCUGGGCGUCGGUGACCUCAUCCUGGCCAUUAAUGGAGAACCCACAGCCAACCUGACCAACGCACAGGCCAGAGCCAUGCUACGCAGACACUCUCUCAUUGGCCCUGACCUGGGAUCGUCAGCUGCUGAGGAGGAGCAGUGUCCCUUUUAUGUUAUCACAUAUGUUCCGGCUGAAUACCUGGAGGAGUAUAGAGCCAGUCUACAGAACAAGGAUGAUGUUUUUACUCUGGAUACUCCAAGUACCCCACGAGGUGCAGCCGAGCUUCCAGAGAGGGAGGAGGGAGAAGGAGAGGAGAGUGAGCUGCCAACUUCAGCUCUGAGUAACUGGAACCAGCCCAGGAGAGUGGAACUCCACAGAGAGGAGGGGAAAUCUCUGGGCAUCAGUAUUGUUGGUGGGCGGGGCAUGGGCAGUCGUCUUAGCAACGGGGAAGUGAUGCGAGGCAUCUUUAUCAAACACAUUCUGGAGGACAGUCCUGCUGGCAGGAAUGGCACACUGAAAACUGGUGAUCGCAUUGUCCAGGUGGAUGGUAUCGACCUGCGGGAUGCCAGUCAUGAGCAAGCAGUGGAGGCCAUUCGUAAGGCUGGGAACCCUGUGGUGUUUCUGGUCCAGAGUCUGAUCCAUAGGCCCAGGGUAUGCGACCACCCAAAACACACUCACACCCACAUACUCACACAUGCAGCCUCUGCUGCAGACCCCGCUGAAGACAGAGCCACACCCCCCUCACGGGAGGGGCAGGAGAAGGAAGUUGACAGUCACAGUAGACUUUUCCUCCAUGUGUCCCCAACUAACCCUUUCACUCCCACUCCGUUUAAGCUGCCGAAUCGCGAGGCGGGAAAAAUCUCUCCACUGAUGUUGCCGGUGGUCCCGCACGUCGGCGAGACAGACACAGACACGCUGGCGCAGGUUCCUGACCUUCCAGCCGCUCCUCCUCUCCAGACUGAAGAAGAGGAUGAGUUUGGAUACAGCUGGAAGAAGAUAACUCAGAGGUACGGCAGUCUCCCAGGGGUGUUACACAUGAUCAAACUGGAAAAAGGCAAAACUGGUCUUGGUUUGAGUCUGGCAGGAAACCGCGACCGUUCCCGUAUGAGCGUGUUUGUGGUGGGGAUCGACCCAAACGGGGCGGCCGGCAGGGACGGGCGCAUAAUGGUUGGAGAUGAACUGCUGGAGAUUAAUGGACAGAUUCUCUACGGGCGCAGCCACCAGAACGCCUCGUCCAUCAUCAAAAGUGCUCCGUCAAAGGUCAAGAUCGUCUUUAUCAGAAACACAGACGCUCUGAACCAGAUGGCUGUCGGCCCCAUGAAGGAGUUUGUAGACACUCUGGAUUCACACUCUGUGGUGGAAACGAGUGUUUCUGAUUUGCCGUCGGCCACGGAUGUAGACAUGUUUAAAUAUGUUCAGCACGUUGUUCUGCCCAAGGAGGCUGGGGGUAUAGGACUGGUUUUGGCUGAUGGAGAUGAUGGUCAGACUGGGUUAAGGAUUCAGAGUGUAGCUGUGGAUACAGCAGCAGGAACAGUGAGUGGCAAUAUCAGACCUGGUGAUAAGCUGUUGGCUGUGGAUGAUGAAGUGGUUGUAGGAUGCACUGUGGAAAAGGUGACGUCCUUACUGAAGAAAGCUGAAGGUUCUGUGAAGCUGACAGUUUGCAGUGAUGACCCCACCCCCCUCUCCUCAUCCUCCAAUCAAAUGAAUCAAACAGCAGACACGGGAAACACUACACUACCCAGUUUCCCCCUGGCUUCUGCAGGCCUAACUGAGACAGAGCCAAUCAGGAGCUCUGGUAGCAGGUCAUCCACUCCAGCCACAUUGACCUCUGACCCCAUGACCUGUCCCAUCAUCCCCGGCUGUGAGACAACCAUCGACAUUUGUAAAGGGCGGACGGGUUUGGGCCUGAGUAUUGUGGGGGGCUCUGACACUCUGCUGGGUGCUAUUAUCAUUCAUGAGGUGUAUGAAGAGGGAGCUGCCUGUAAAGAUGGGCGUCUCUGGGCAGGAGAUCAGAUCCUGGAGGUGAAUGGUAUAGACCUGCGUGUGGCGACUCAUGAUGAGGCCAUUAAUGUCCUCCGUCAGACGCCUCAGCGGGUCAGACUGACCGUCUACAGGGACGAGGGCCAAUACAAAGAGGAGGAAUUAUGGGAUGUCUUCACCGUGGAGCUCCAGAAGAAGCCAGGGAAGAGCCUGGGUCUCAGCAUUGUGGGCAGAAGGAAUGACACGGGUGUGUUUGUGUCGGACAUCGUAAAAGGGGGCGUGGUGGAGUCAGAUGGACGCCUGAUGCAGGGUGAUCAGAUUUUGUCUGUUAACGGUGAAGAUGUCCGCUCUGCCACCCAGGAGUCUGUCGCUGCACUGCUGAAGUGCUGCGUUGGACCAAUUAAAAUGGAGGUGGGCCGUUUCAAGGCGGGACCUUUCCACUCAGAGAGGAGACUGUCACUGAGCAGUCAGAUGAGUGAGACAGGCAGCUGUAGACUCACCAUGGCUUCAUCCUGUGGGCCAGGAGGAUUUCAGCUCGACUGUGACAACAGCUGUAAGAGUCCAGAAGCACUGGAGCAGGACAUGAGGACUGUGGAGUUCACUAAGGGUCCGUCAGACUCCCUGGGCAUCAGUAUAGCGGGCGGAGUGGGCAGUCCCCUGGGUGAUGUGCCAAUCUUCAUCGCCAUGAUGAACCCCACUGGACUGGCAGCCCAGACUCACCAGCUCAGAAUUGGGGACAGAAUCGUGAGCAUCUGUGGAACAUCUACAGAGAGCAUGACUCACAGUCAGGCUGUGUCCCUGUUAAAGACCAGCACUGGAACCAUACAGCUACAGGUGGUAGCAGGGGAUAGUACAGUAACAUGUCCCUCUCAGGACCAGACAGCUGUCUCUGGUUUGACUGCCAGCAGCAUCUUCCAUGAUGACCUCGGUCCGCCCCAGUAUAAAAGCAUUACUCUGGAGCGUGGUCCUGAUGGGCUGGGGUUCAGUAUCGUGGGGGGGUUUGGAAGUCCUCACGGGGAUCUGCCCAUCUACGUCAAAACUGUGUUUGGAAAGGGGGCGGCAGCAGAGGACGGCCGUCUGAAGAGAGGAGAUCAGAUCAUGGCUGUGAACGGUCAGAGUCUGGAGGGAGUCACACAUGAGGAGGCCGUGGCCAUACUGAAGAGGACCAAAGGCAUCGUCACCCUGACUGUGCUCUCAUAGAUA